Anneissia japonica is the source of this 3140-nucleotide messenger RNA. RefSeq names its product exocyst complex component 8-like. Gene Ontology annotation, biological process: Golgi to plasma membrane transport; exocytosis; intracellular protein localization. The record is from RefSeq and is a predicted model, not a curated record. The transcript has 17 exons. Gene Ontology annotation, cellular component: exocyst. NCBI's taxonomy places the organism in Eukaryota, Metazoa, Echinodermata, Crinoidea, Comatulida, Comatulidae. Bases 97 to 2187 code for a protein of 696 amino acids.
UAACUCUUGAUGAUUGACCUCUCCAUCUGCUCUUUGUUUUGAGAAAGUGCGCCCUCACAAGGUCACACCCACAAAAGGAAACAAAAGUAGCGAAAAAUGGCUGCUGCAGUAAUGCUACGAAAAAGGUUAGCUCAACAGGAGUUUGAUCCAAAUAAAUUUGUGCAAGAGAUAUCAUCUGGAGGCGACACAUACCAUGACUUGCUGGAACACAGGUUAAAGGUCAAGAACCUAAGUGAUGAAACCAACCUCGCCCUCAAGAAAAAUGUUUACAAAAAUUAUGCUCAGUUCAUUGAAACUGCUAAGGAAAUAUCGUACUUGGAAAGCGAGAUGUACCAGUUAAGUCAUAUACUAACUGAGCAAAAAGGCAUUAUGGAUGAAAUGCUGGAGAUGUCAUUUUCUGCCCAAGAUGAGGUCGUUGACACAAAGGAUACUACCACUAAAGAGGAGCCAAAGAAGUCAAUUGCUUCACUGCUUGAUAAAGUUGAAGGUUGUUCUCGAGUGACAGAGGUACCAGGCCGAUAUAUAAUAUAUGACACUGACCUGACAGAACUCGAACCAGACUCCUUCCAAGAAAUUCACAAAGUUCAUGUGUUUCUACUGAAUGAUAGCCUGCUUGUGACAACUUUUCAACCCAACAGACGUGGUCCGGUACGUUUCAAAUUCCAGACCCUGUAUGAAUUGGACAGCCUAGCUGUGGUUAACGUCAGGGAUGUAGGACCUGUUAAGCAUGCAUUCAGGAUACUCAUGUUUCCAGAUCAGAGAAUGUUUCAGGCAAAUGGACCAAAAACAAAGAAAGAAUGGUUAACCUCCCUGGAAAAUGCAAAGAAAGCUAAAGCAGCUGCAGAUACUAGGAAACGAGAACUUGUCCACCAAUCAAGUCGGGUUAGUAUGGUUGUCAAGGAGACAACCCCAACAGAUGACCCAGAAGAUCCUGAUGACUUAGAUAGCAACAAUCCUUUUUUUCAGGAGGAUGAUGGUGAUUUAAUGGAGAGUAGUAUGCUGAAAGUUGAUUGGUUAAUGGAACUCCCAGAAGAUCUUGAUAUGUGCAUUGCUCAGAGGAACUUUGAGGAUGCUGUCGACCUGAUUAUCAAAACAAAUGACUACUUAAAGGAAGUCCCAGCAUGCCCAGCACUUAAGGAUAUGAGGGCACGAGUUGAUCACAGGAUUGAACUCUUGACAGAUGUUUUGAUACGCGAGCUGUCAGUGUCCCCUGACCGGUCAUUACGUGGUGGUCCUCAGGUAACUAGGAGGCCUGUACGUGAAUUGAUUCGACUUGGAAGAGCAAUAAAGGCUUGUGAUCUGUUCCUCAAGAAUCGCAGUGAAGCCAUCAAGCAGUCCAUUAGGCAACUGAGGAUAGAGGGCGCUACAACUGUUUAUAUCACUAAACUUUGCAAUGUGUUUUUUACUCAUAUGUUUGAGACAGGGAAAGAGUUUAGGAAAGCAUUUUCUAAUCAUCCUGGCUGCUUUUCAGCUUUUGUUGUUUGGGCAAAUGCGGAGUUAAAAGGCUAUGUCAACCACUUCUCAAGACAAGCUCUAGCAAAGCAAACUAACUUAUCAGUCGUUGCAGAGUGUGUAAUUAUUGCUAGGACCUACUGCUCAAAGUUGUCUGCUAUUGGGCUUGACCUGUUGUUUGCCUUGAAUGGUCUGCUGGUGAAGGGAAUCAGAGAUGCUUUAUAUUACAACAAAGACCAACUCAUAGAAGCUGCCAGACACCGGAACAUUGAGGAGAAAUGGUACCAGAUGAAUCUUCGCAACCCGUCGUCUGCUAAUGCUCUUGUGCAGGAGAUGGUACAAUGUGGGAUACCCAUGUUUCCUAAGUUUGUAACCGGAGGUUGUUUCAUUGACCUUUCACCUAGCAUGGUGGCUUUUAGUAAACUCCUCCUUGCAUUUGUCAAUGAUGUCCUCAAACUCUAUACUCCUGAGAUUUAUCCAGACCUGAUUGAUAUAGUGAAAGAUGUGUUCACCAACCACAUGCAAUUGCUUGAAGGCGCCGUAACAAAUGAGAAGUUUGUACAGGAACGUCAGUUCAUCAUAAAAAAUGCAGACUACUUGUUUUCAACUCUUCUUGAAACACUUGGCGGAAAAAUCAAAGAAAAGGUCGGAAGAAGUCCUCGAGAACUUGAAGUUUUGAAAGAAGACAGAAGAAGAAUCAGCAAACGAGCUGAACAAGUUGGGGUACUCAUUUAAUGAGUUAUAUUAAUGAAUAUUAUUAUUAAUAUAUUAUAUUAAUUAUUAUUUUUAUAUAAUUAUUAUUUUAUUAUUACUUCUUUUUUUAAGAAAUUUAUGAAUGGCGUUCUGCAGAAAGAGAUGCGAUUGGUUGAUUUUUUUUUAUUUUCAAGUGUAGAGGUCAGGGGUAUGACCAAAUAUGGCUAUUCAUACAUAAACAUGGCAUGCCAAAAAGAAACCUGUUAUUUGAUAAAAGCCAACUCGUUGCCAUGCAUGAGGUGUUUGACAUUUAUUUAUCUGUAGCUAUAGCUACAGAACAUCCAUUGAUCUCUACAUAAAAGCUGGAUUGCUCAUUAGCUGGUUUUAGUAAAGCCACCAACUUGGGAAGCCCAAAGUGUCAAAAAUGCAUCAUCACAGUGCAAAACUUUGAACUGCCGUGAAAGUCACCAACACCACAACAUUGCUUGCACUUUUGUAAAAUGUACAAACAGGCAUGUAUAGUGAUUAGAGGAUGUGAAAAGAUCAUUUUGUAAAAUUUAAAUUUAUUAUUAAUAAGAAUUUCAAGAAUCAAUAUUUUUAAUAAUAAUGUAAUUAAAUGCAAACAAAAACUUGUCUAGACUGGUGCGUCAUUUGCGCUCUUGCAUAUGGUGUUGGUGGCUAUAGUUUUUCCUGUACAGUGAAUGGCAAUCUGCGAGUAUAUCUAACAGAUAAAUAUGACUUAAUAACCUAUUCACUGCUAGCCUCAUGAUGCCAGCAUCUAACUAGCUUAUCCAGGCAAAAGUAAAAAAGAGCAGAAAGAAGCAAAACAAAACACAUACAAUUAAGUAGCAAAGAAUAUAUGAGAUUUUAUGUUCUUAUUUAAGGGAAUUUUUAGCAGAAAAAAAUUUAUGAAUUGGGAGAAACUCUUUGCUUUCAGGCAAAUCUUUUUUAGCUGACUGAAUUAAAAAUGUAACUGUCUAGGAAAAUAACUUAGU